Molecule: messenger RNA, 4565 nt
Organism: Amphibalanus amphitrite
Lineage: Eukaryota; Metazoa; Arthropoda; Thecostraca; Balanomorpha; Balanidae
Product: sodium-dependent proline transporter-like
Exons: 15
Coding region: 351-3050 (899 amino acids)
Biological process (GO): sodium ion transmembrane transport
Cellular component (GO): membrane
Source: RefSeq, a predicted model, not a curated record
AGUAGCGGUCCGGCGCUGAGCGGCGACGGGCGGAGUGCUGACGUUAGCGGCGGGUGGACUGUGGUCGGCGUGUCGGUGUGACGGGUGGACCGUGGACGAACCGGACUGUGUGAUCCACCGUGACGGGUGACGACCGCGGUGUGGCGACUGUGACGACCGUGUGACGGAUCACAGCGGUGACGAGUGGCGUCUGUGAGCUGUGAGGCAGGGAAAAUAGUGUGGUUCUCUCGGGAGCACUCAAAAGUCCGCGACAAGUCGACGAAAGUGCAGCUCGUGGUGGUGUGUGACGGGAAGGAGUGAGUUGAAAUUCACGGUGUACACUGCAGAGUCAAUAAGGUCACAGCACGAAGAUGACCUCAUCUCGUCGCGGCUCGACGGCCGAGGGCCGGCCGCGGCCCGGCCUCGACCAGCUGGCCGUGCCCGGUCAGGAGGGCAGCUCAUGGACGCGCCGCCGAUCGGACGCCGUGGCUCUGGGGGACGACCUGAUGGACCAGUUGACGGUGCCGCAGGCGCGCUGGGCACGCCGGCCGUCGGCGGUGGAGGUUAUUGACGACAGCGUGGCCGGUCAGCUGGUGGUGCCGAUCUAUGAGGAGGAGGACGCCAGCUCGGACGGGAGGCACUCGGUGGCGUCCCGGGUCACGGACGAUAAGCCGACGGCCGCCGGCCAGGCAGUGGCCAUCGGUAAUAGGUCCACUGAUGCCGGCUCUGAUGACGGCAGUGACGAGACUGACGCCAGCGAGGAAGACGUCAUGGACAGCAGUGACGUGUGCCGGCUGACGUCAGUCCUAUCGCGACUCGGCAUCGCUACAGACCUGGCCACGCUCUGGAGGAUGCCUUACAUGUGUCACAAGUACGGCGUGAGUUUCUUUGUUGUGUACCUGUUCCUCACAAUACUGAUCGGACUGCCGGCAUUCUACAUGGAGUUCGCUCUCGGACAGUUUUCCAGUCGAAGCGCUAUUCACGUCUGGAAGUUCGCGCCCAUCUUUGCUGGGUUCGGUUUCGCGAUGGUGCUGCUGUCGUUUCUGAUCGCCGUCUACGGCAGUGUGGUGGUAGCGUGGUCCAUGCUUUACCUGUUCUCGUCCAUGAAUAAAGAGGUGCCGUGGCAGAGGUGCAAGCCGGAGUGGCACAUUGAAAACUGCACCGAAGUUUAUACUGAUAAGAUUAUCGUAGAUGGCAACAUUACGGUGCUAUCAGCGGCUGCGGAAGGCGCCUCCGGGGGCCUCACAGGCAUCUCAGCGACUUUGGCCAGCUACCCGGCGCAACUGAUCGUCUCUUCCGAGGCCUUCUUUUGGUACGACGUGGCCGACCGCGCCUGUCCUGAAGACGAGAUCUGUUAUCACAACUGGCGCCUUGUUCUCUGUCUACUGGUUAUCUGGUGUUUUAUCUGUUUCUCGUUCACACGCAAAGUCAACUACAAAUCGAAGGUCCUGAACACGCUGACCGCCCUGCUGGCUGUGUUCGUGGUGGUCAUCAUCUCUGUGGGCGUGCUGGAGGAGGGUGACGGCGCCUACCGCGGCCUCAGCUACCUGUUCAGCUUCUCCUGGGACUGCCUCGGACACUCAGAGAUCUGGCUGGACGCGUUCGGGCAGCUGGUGCUCUCGUUCGGCGUCUGCACAGGCAGCGUGAUCUGCUUCGGCAGCCGGCACCGCUUCAGGCACAACCUGCGCAGAGACAUGCUGGUCAUCUUCACCAUCAAGAUGGUGGCGGCGGUGGUGAUCACCCUGGCGGCCUUUAUCAUACUGGGCUUCCUGGCCCAGCGACUGGACGAGGAUGUCGCCGAUGUCAUCCAAAAUGGCCCGGAGCUGCUGAUGGUGGUGGCCAGCCAGGCGAUGCUGCUGCUGCCGGCGCCGCCCUUCUGGUCGGCACUGUUCUUCCUGCUCCUGGCCGUCAUCGGCCACCACUACCUCUGCUUCUGGGUGGAGCCGGUGCUGCGCGCUCCGUUCGAGCUGCGCUUCGAUCGCUGGCGCAGGAAGCGGCUCCAAGUGGUGAUCGGCUGCUGCCUUCUGAUGAUGGGAGCCGGACUGGCACUGGUCGGGUCGCACGGCGUGGACCUGAUCUGCGCUCUGGACCGGCACCUGCUGACCUGGGGCCCGCUGCUGGUCGGAGCGGUAGAGAGUAUCGCGCUCUGCUGGGUAUACGGCGUACAGAGGUGGGCUGGGAACAUGGAGGUCAUGCUGGGAAACGGCCCGUCAGUCUGGUGGACAUACUGCUGGAAAUUCGUCAUCCCAGUAGUGCAUAUGAUACUGCUAGUGUUUGGUAUAGCCGACUACGCUGUGCCGCGGUACGGCGGCGACACGCUGCCUCUCUGGGUGAACGUGAUGGCGGGUCUGGUGGGGAUGGCGCCCCUCCUGGUGGCGUUCAUACUUCUUACACUGGAUGCCAUCCGGCCACUCAAAAAUGGACAGACCUCUCUGUGGCAGCCGGACGCCAGCUGGGGCCCGGCCAAGGAGCAGCACCGCUGGGAGACCUACGGCGUCACCUUCGUCGCCCCCGAGCCCAUCCUGAUGGUGCACGUGGACUCGAUCCUGAAGCCGGAGAUGUACGGCGGCAUCCCGCACGGCUUCUACCUGCACCCCAGCGCCAAGGACGCCGAGGCCAGCGACGUGCUCCGGCAGCAGGAGGAGCUGCGCAAGGCGCUGCAGCGCAGACUGAUGAUGCGGAAGCAGAUGGAGUCCGUCUCCAAGUCGGUGGUCAUCAAGGAGUGCACUACGUCCUCGGAGAGCGAGUCGCAGAGCACAGUGUCGUCUUCGAGCAGCUACGGCGGCGACCCGGGUCUGGGGCGAAGGAAGUCGAUCUUGGUCCAGGCGGCGCUGCUCCGCCGGCGUCUGGAGAGCAGCCUGUCCCGGCUGGGCUCCGACGCCGCCAUCGGCACCGGCCAGACGGACGCGCAGCGGAGAUCCAGCAGCGUGGACCCGGCGCCCCGGCUGGCCUCCAUCUCCGACCCCGCCGUGCCGCUGGACCCGAGUCGACUGAGAACCGUCACCGAAUCAGAGGAGAGUGGGUGUGACAAUGAUGGUUACGAGCACACACGGCGCACCUCGCAGCUGUGAGAGGGAGGAGGGAGAGGAUAGAGAGAGGGAGAGAGGGGGAAAGGAGAGUGUCGCCCUCUGCAGCGCGGAUGAAGAAAAACUCUUCUCGAUGUCGACAGAUUCUGGAUCAGCUGUGCCAGAGCAAAUCUAGUACCGAGAGAGACCAAGAUAAGCGUUGAUGCCAACGAAGCAGCGUCAUCAAUAGUUAUAGAGUGAUGGUCACAUUCCUCUUGAUCCUCUACCAUUCCAGAAUAUGACAGCGCUGAACUGUUGGGAGAGACUGUAGUGACUAUCGGUGAGCUGAGGAGCUAAGGGUAUGCCUUUGACCGUUUAAACGGUGACUGAGAACAUAUUUUUAUCGUGUAACAAUACGAUCGCUCCGUGAACAGCACGCUAAGGAUCCUGCCGCUCAGACCAAGAAAAAGAAUAAAACUACCCGAGAAAGACAAGCGAUGCAUUACAAGAACUGAUAAAUAUUGUGUUAUUGCGUGUGUUUUGUAGCGUACGAGUUAUGAAAUGUCAUCUGACAAGCCGUGUCCAUGACCAUAAUAUAUGUAGUAAUGACGGACUUCGAUUUGUUGCGGUAAGCUCAGUGAACCAUGCAUUCACAAGGCGCCUAUAAGCUCGAUGACGCAAGUUCACCUGACACUGGUGUCUUACGGUCAGACGAAUGGCUGUUUUUGGACUGAUUGUUAUCUGCUUGAUGCAGGCAAUAUUACCGAACUGUGCGAGCGAGCAAGAGCAAUGUGCGUUAGCCGUUGAAUACCGUCUUCAUUUGAAUCGAUGAAAUGAUGGACCAAUGUUGAGAAUCUUCCGCCCUGAGCUCGCGUAUCUUCGUCUGCAGGCACACCAGCGCUGCUCAUUGACAUGCUGCAUAACCGAAUUCCACUCUGCUUCGUCUUUAGCAGCGAUAGAGAAUGACUGCCGAGAGGUAGCAGGCAGACCGGUGAUGGAUUUACACCCGACGUAUGUUUUUUAUGGGCUUGAACUGCUCAGGAACUGUGCAAAUCGCUGUGCUUGUGUGUGUUAGGGUGUAGGAGCGAACGCGCGAAGUGCAGACGCUCAUUUGUGCGAGUUACGAUGCUCGAAGCGUUACGCUGUCUUGUAUUGCGACAAGCAAGGUAAUGAACAGCGAUAUAGGUAUUUAGUUAGCUGGAAGUCGGUGCCUUACAGGCUGUUUUGUUUGAGAUAUAAUGUCGAAGACCAGUGCUUUUGUGAUGUUACAGUUCUAUGUAAUGUUACCUACAAUGCGCGUGAGACUUACGAUUACCGCGAUGCUGCUUGGUUAACAGUCGCGUGAAUUCGUAAUUUACCUAAUCCAUAAGUGAUAAAAAUGAUAGUGGUAGCAAAAUUUGAGCUUCCAUGAUUGUGAGAAAGCGAAGAUAGAGUGGCUGGUAACGAUGAAAGGUGAGCUUCCUUGAUUGUACGGGAGCGGAAUGAGUGAAAUAAUGAUAAUAAUGCCAGAUUACCACAUUGGUGCAUGGUGAAUGUUUUUAGACGUAAGUUGCGAGCAAUAAAUCGGCGGUACUUACGAAA